This is a messenger RNA of Aspergillus steynii IBT 23096, 1590 nucleotides long. RefSeq names its product MFS transporter. Gene Ontology annotation, biological process: transmembrane transport. Lineage: Eukaryota; Fungi; Ascomycota; Eurotiomycetes; Eurotiales; Aspergillaceae. The record is from RefSeq and is a predicted model, not a curated record. Bases 1 to 1590 code for a protein of 529 amino acids. Gene Ontology annotation, molecular function: transmembrane transporter activity. The transcript is spliced from 3 exons.
AUGGCGUUCAUUCUUCAGUAUCGCGCUCUGCGAAAGCAUGUCAACCAGCUAGUCGCAGACGCCGGCAACACCAAGGAAGAGACCUCUCCAGACUUCUCUUCACCGAGUAAGAUCUCCAAUCCGUCCGAAAUCCCUGGCGUGUCGUUGAAAUCGGAUUGUAACGGUGAGCAGUACUUCGAGGUAGGCUGGGCCGCAGAUGAUCCGUUCAAUCCGCAGCUAUGGUCCAAUCCUCGACGAGUAUCUGCCACGAUGACGGUGUGCCUCGUGGCGUUGGUGACCACGAUGGCAUCUGCUAUCGAUUCUGCUGUCAUCACAGAGGCUUCUAAAGAGUUUGGGGUGUCGGAAGUGGCUGAGUCACUCGCAACCGGUCUGUACCUGGUCGGAUUCGGCGCCGGCGCUCUCAUUGCCAGCCCUCUCUCCGAGAUGGUUGGUCGUUACCCGGUCUACUUGGGAACCCUGAUCAUCUUUGGAGCCUGGAUUCUAGGAGCAGCGUUGGCCCCCAACUUCGGUGCGCAGAUCGCGUUUCGCUUUCUUGCUGGAAUUACCGGUUCCGCGCCUUUGACCGUGGCUGGAGGCUCCAUCUCUGACAUCUGGAGUACUUUGGAAAAGACAUUCGGCUUUCCUACUUUUGCCAUUCCGGCAUUCGGUGGUCCUAUCCUUGGACCGGUGGUCGGAGCUUACAUCGGAUACAGUCCGCACAUCAGCUGGAGAUGGUCCGAAUGGAUCAUGCUGGUCUUCGACGGUCUGGUAAUCGCGACCAUCUUCAUCUUCAAACGCGAAACGUUCGCGCCUCGUCUUCUAUACUACAAGGCCCGGUUCUUCCGUCAGGUAACAGGGGACGCGCGAUUCAAAACCGCGAUCGAAGCCUCCGGAACUGGAGACAUUUUGUCCGUCGUCAAGCGGGACUUUAGUCGCCCGUGGAUCCUUCUUCUCGAGCCAAUUGUCAUUUUCUUCACUUUUUACCUCUCGGUGGUGUACAUCGUGCUGUUCACCUUCUUGGACGGGUAUCCGUACAUCUUUGGAGAAGUCCACGGCCUUAACGACGGUCUAGUCAACAUCUGCUUCCUCGGUCUUUUCAUCGGUAUUGUCCUGACAAUGAUCCUUGUCCCAAUUCUCUACCGCCGAACCGCUAGACAGCUCAAAGAGGACGGCGACGAUGGCUCAGGACGCAUGCUCAACCGAGAAUCGCGUCUCUUCUUCGCGCAGAUCGGUGCUCCCGCCAUCCCCAUCGGCCUGUUCUGGAUGGGAUGGACCAACUACUCCUGGAUCUCGGUGUGGUCGCCCCUCGCAGCCUCCGUGGUGAUCGGAUUCGGCAUCAUCUGCGUGUUCCUGUCUGCGUACAUGUACAUCAUCGACUCUUACCAACAGUACGCCGCAUCCGCCCUCACCUUUGUCGCGCUGGUGAGAUACCUCGCCGCCGGAGGGAUGACGGUCGUGGGAAUACCCAUGUACCGGAAUCUAGGAACACAUUGGACGUUGACGGUACUGGGCAUCAUCAGUGCCGUGGCGAUGCCGAUUCCGUACAUUUUGACUUUCUGGGGACCGUCCUUGCGAAAGAGGAGCAAGUGGGCGACUGCUUUGUCGUCUUGA